Molecule: messenger RNA, 1731 nt
Organism: Leptonychotes weddellii (Weddell seal)
Lineage: Eukaryota; Metazoa; Chordata; Mammalia; Carnivora; Phocidae
Source: RefSeq, a predicted model, not a curated record
GCCGCCCUCCUUUCCGGGCUCCUGCUGGCGCUCUCCUGCUGGGGGGGACGGCGGCGGCGGGCCGGAGCGCCCCUGGGAGGGUCCGGUUUCAAGGGCGCCACCCCUCUCCCGCAGGCGCGCAGCCCCUUCGCCCCGCGCGAAUCCUGGCGGCGCGCGGCCCGCACAGCCCCGGUGGCGGGCACCUUCGGGCUGCUGAGCGGAGCCCUGCAGGGCUACGAGGUGCUGCACGCCUUGGGCUAUGGCGGCCAGCCUGGCCUGGAGGGACCCUGGCCCUGGUGGGCCUUCCAGCUAGGCCUGCGCUUGGGCGAGGUGGGCGUCGCGCUCCCGUUGGCGCUGCUGGGCCUCUACCCCGCGCUCAGCAGCCCCCGUGUGCCGCCGCGCUGCUGGGCCAAGCUCUUCCGCUUGUCCCCGGGCCACGCGGCCCCACUGCUGCCCGGGGGCUGGGUCACCGGGCCCCCAGACAAGGAGCCCCUGGGUGGCGCCAUCGCGCGUGGCGACGCGGAGCUGCUGCAGCUGUGCGCCCUGGCAGGGCCAGGCCCCGACCUCCUACUCCAGGGAGGCGGCUGCCGGGGCUUCGAAGGCGCGGCGGCCAACCCGGCCCCUUCUCCGGCCUCCUCUCCCUGCAGCGAUUACACCGUGGACUUCCGCCCGCCCUCCCCAAUCAACCUGCGGCGCAGCAUUGAGGAGGCCCUCUGCAGCGAGGCCCUGCUCACGCCCGGCCUCUUCCAGGGCCCCGCCUUCGGGGAAGCCCUGCCUGGGCUCGGCCUCUACCGCACCACCUCUUUGGUGGCGAGGACGGGGGCUGGGCCCAAUGGGAGGUCUGAGGAGGCCCCUGGCUUCCCCGUGCCCCAGGAGCCCCCCUCUCCCGGGGCCUGGCCUGCGGGCAGCAGUGCCUCUUCCGGUUCGCUGUGCGGACUUUCGCGGGACAGCUCGUCCAUGCUGCUAUGCUCCAGCCCCGACAGGCCCCCACGCUGUCCGCUGGUCUGCGUCCUCAGUCCCCCGCGGCCCUCAGGAUGCAGCCCUAGCCUCCCGGGCUCAGGCUCCUACCAGGCCCUGUCCCCACCCUCCCGCGACUCCCCAGAGCCUACUCCUGAGCUGCAGGCCGCGGAGGCUUUGCUGCAGGAGCAAUUCCUGGACGCCUGUCGACAGAUCGACGAGCUGAGUGUGGGCAGCGACACUAUAGACCUGUGAAGAGGCGGCCCCCGGCUGCCCCAGCUUACGCCCCCUCCUGGCGCCUGCUCUGCCCGAGACCUGCACACUGUAACCCUUCCCCAGUCCUGCCUGGCUCAGAUACCUCUCCCAGCUUUCUUCCCCACCCAGGGGUCCCUGGGCGGGUGGGUCAGCAGCCAGGCUCUGUUGAUUGGGGUUAGUGCCACCUCCUCUGGUGCCCUGGGCGCGGAUUCCCUCAGCUGCAAUUCUAGGCUGGCAGGGGUCCCACUUUCCUUGGCAUUCACCAGCAAUAAAGCUCCAAGGUGCUCCACUCCCGACCACCACUCCCCACUCUGGUGCUGAGUGAGAGGGGCUGUCCCUCAGAGGACCUCGAGACUGGCUUCGGUCCCCACACCCACCUGUGCCAUGCCCAGGAAUCCCAUUCCUGUGUGAGUGAGACUCCCUGUCCUCCACAUGAUCCUUCCCCAGAGAAGGGUCCAUGGCCCAUCGAGGAGACUCCACAGCAGUUGGGUGGGAGGUGAGCGCUUUCAGAGUUAAUUUAUCAAUAAAAUAUUUUCAGAG